GGGGGAGUGUGUGUGGCUGUGUGUGUGUGUGGUUGUGAGUGUGGUUGUGUGUGUGGUUGUGUGAGGGAGUGAACACUGCAAGUGUCUUUUAAACCACACAACACACGGCACGAGGAGCAGCGGCGGCAGCGGCAGUAGCAGCGUGAGUGGAGACGCUCGCGAGAGAAGAGACGAAAGGGGGGUGUAGGGGGGGGUGGCAGAAAGGAACGAGGAGCCGACCGUAGAAGCCGUGGAUCGGCCCACGACGACACCACCACCACCAUCAACAACAACAACCAACAACAACAACGACAACAACAACAACCUCGAGUUUUUCGUGGGGCGUGAGAGAGAGGAGGUGGAGGAGGAGAUGGAGGUGGAGAGUGGAGACCCAGGCCAUGAUCCAGGGAAAAUGUUCAUAGGAGGAUUGAGUUGGCAGACCUCACCAGAGUCUCUCCGUGAUUACUUUGGAAAGUUUGGGGAAGUCAGCGAGUGCAUGGUGAUGAGGGACCCCACCACCAAGAGGUCCAGGGGGUUUGGGUUUGUAACUUACACCGACCCUGGCAGCGUAGACAAAGUCCUCGCACAGUCCCACCACGAGCUGGACUCCAAAACCAUCGACCCGAAAGUUGCAUUCCCCCGAAGAACACAGCCAAAGAUGGUGACGCGGACAAAGAAAGUUUUUGUCGGAGGUCUCUCAGCCAGUACGGUGCUGGAGGACGUCAAACAUUACUUUGAGCAGUUCGGAAAGGUCGAGGAUGCCAUGCUGAUGUUCGACAAAACGACGAACAGGCAUAGGGGCUUUGGCUUCGUGACGUUCGAGAGCGAGGAGGUGGUGGAGAAAGUCUGCGACAUUCACUUCCAUGAGAUCAACAACAAGAUGGUGGAGUGUAAGAAGGCUCAGCCCAAGGAGGUCAUGUUCCCACCAGGGUCAAUCCGUGGCCGUGCCCGGGCCAUCCCAUACGCCAUGGACGCCUUCAUGCUGGGCAUGGGCAUGCUGGGUAAUGGAGCAUGGGCGGGCUCGCACGGCAUGCUGGGCUACCCCAGUUUUGCAGCUGCGUACACUGGCCGGGGCUAUCCAAGCCUUCCUCCUGCUUACGGAUAUCACUUCCCCGGAUUCCCAGCGGCCGCAGCUUAUGGUCAGGUGACUGCGGCAAUGACGGCACGUGGAGCGGCGGCCUUCCCAGACUAUGCCUUCCCAGACUACGGCUUCUACGCGUCUCCCGGUGACCACCGCGCCGGUGCCGCCGCGGCCGCUGCCGCGGCCGCGGCGGCGGCCGCGGCGGCCACGGCCACGGCGACUUUCUCCUACGCGGAGUACGGUGGGGGAGGUGGCGGCGGUCCGGCCAUGGGGGGCGGACGCCCGGCGCUGCACCGCGGCGAGCUCACCGCGGUGGUACCUCCUCCGCACCACCACCACCACCAGCAGCACCACCACCACCACCACCAACAGCAGCAGCAGCAGCAGCACCACCACACGGGACCCGCUGGGUCGCCCAUGCAUCAGGCUCCGCCCAACAGUCACGACGCGCUCACCAACGCCGUGCUGAACGCGUACGCCGGGCAGCCCGGCUUCGGCGCGCCCCCCUCACCCGCGGGGCCCGGGGCUGCCCGGCCCGGGGGCUUCCCGGGCCCCACCAGUCCAGGACCCAUGACGGACGUCUACGGAGGGGGAGGCCCCGGGCCCAACCAGGACUCGGGGGCCGUUGGGAGCUACGUCGGAGCGGCCAGCCCACAGCCAGCGCAAGCCUUCUCUCACAGCCUCGGGGCUGUGUUGGUCUACGAUGCGUGGACCCGGGUAGGCGAUGAGGAGCCCCACCACCACCACCACCAUCAGCACCACCAGCACCACCACCACCUCGCCGCCACCUCGCCCCACGACAUCUUCAUCAACGUAUAGCGCUGACGCUGACGCAGCCGCAGCAGCAGCAGCAGCAGUCGAACGUCGUCACUGUCGCCGCGGUCGCAGCAGUCGAACGUCGCCGCCGUCUCCGCCACGGUCAUCACCGUCGUAACCGGCAUCACCAUCACCCCGCCAUGGUCAUCGUCAUCGUCACCAUCACCAUAGUCACGAGCAUCACCAUCAUCACCGGCAUCACCAUCACCCCGCCAUGGUCAUCAUCAUUGU
This is a messenger RNA of Petromyzon marinus (sea lamprey), 2107 nucleotides long. NCBI's taxonomy places the organism in Eukaryota, Metazoa, Chordata, Hyperoartia, Petromyzontiformes, Petromyzontidae. The record is from RefSeq and is a predicted model, not a curated record.